Messenger RNA from Salpingoeca rosetta, 1163 nucleotides. RefSeq lists its product as uncharacterized. The record is from RefSeq and is a predicted model, not a curated record. NCBI's taxonomy places the organism in Eukaryota, Choanoflagellata, Craspedida, Salpingoecidae. Bases 107 to 1045 code for a protein of 312 amino acids. The transcript is spliced from 5 exons.
AAAUUCAGCAGCUGUGUUUGGCUUCGUGUGUGCGUGGUGUGUGUCGCGAGUGUGUGUGCGCGGUGUGUGUUGCUUUCCAUCCAGACUCCCAUCCAAGCAAGCAAGCAUGUCGGACGACGCGUGGACGUGCACCGUGUGCACAUUGCAGAACCCAACGAGAGUUGUUCGGUGUCAAGCAUGCCUUGCCAUUCGAGGAUCUUCGCGCCGCCACACCUCGGCAACUGUCGAUCGGCUUCGUCUCGAAGAAGAACAGAUGGCUGCCAUGGUGAGGCUGCAACACGAGCCAGACGGUGCAAAGAAGAAGAAGCAGAAGAAGAUGGCGGGCAGCCAGGAGACCAGCCCAUCAACGGCACCGUCAAAGAAGAAAACAAAGUUGAAGAAGAACAAGACGAAGAAGAAGCAGCCACAACAACAACCCACAGCGAGCACCAAGACACCACAGCCACCCAAGAGCAAAGCGUCGCCCAUCACCAUAGCCACACUGUCCCUGAUGCAGGAACUGCCGGUCAGGACCACCUUCAGCCCUGACAUGGUCCCGCACGUGAAUGGUGUCGCGGGGAAGUACAACGAGGAACACAGGUGCUACAACGUCAUUGUUCCAGACACCACGUUCACGAUAUUUCAGUUCUUCUGCCACGAGAAGCCGACGCGGCAACGGUUUGCACGCCUGAGCGAUGCGCACGUGCGCGAGGUGCAGUCAUUUUUGGCAAAGGAGGCAAAGGAGCAAGCACAGCAGCAACAACAACACGAGCAACAGCAGCAGCAACAACAGCAGCAGUGGGAGGAGAAAGGUGCCGAGGCACACGGUGGAGUGGCAGACACGAGCCAGGCGAACGACAAUGACGAUGACGAUGAUGAGCAUGAUGGUGAUGGUGAUGGUGGUGCAAGACGGCACGGUGUUGGUGAUGAAGCAGGGGCACACAGGGAACAUGGAAGGAGGGGUGAACAGAUGGAAGAAGAGGAAGAAGAAGAAGAAGAGGAGGAGGAGGAGGAGGAUGAGGAGGAGGAUGUGCUUGUGCGUGAGACACACCGCGUGGAUAUCUGAUAUGAGAGCGCCGUCUCGCUGUUCAUAUGCUGCCAUCCUGCCUCGCUUCGCCUCGCUUUGCCUCGCUUGCGGGCAUGCCCUUGUCCAUAUGAAUAAUAGAGGACCACAGAGAGACAGA